Messenger RNA from Paramisgurnus dabryanus, 1183 nucleotides. RefSeq names its product cyclin dependent kinase inhibitor 1Ca (gene cdkn1ca). The record is from RefSeq and is a predicted model, not a curated record. Gene Ontology annotation, biological process: negative regulation of mitotic cell cycle; negative regulation of cyclin-dependent protein serine/threonine kinase activity. Gene Ontology annotation, cellular component: nucleus. NCBI's taxonomy places the organism in Eukaryota, Metazoa, Chordata, Actinopteri, Cypriniformes, Cobitidae. Gene Ontology annotation, molecular function: cyclin-dependent protein serine/threonine kinase inhibitor activity.
CAAACGCUGGCCUUUAACCACCGGCACAGAUAUAAACAGACUACAAACAACAAAUACCAAACAAACGGCGCCUCAAGUCUCAAGGUAUUGCGUUUUAGGCACUAUGGCAAACGUGGACAUAUCAAACAAUUUGGAGCGUCAUGUUGCACGGAGAACCUUUCCCCUUCUUGCCCGCACAAGGGUUUGUCGUAACCUUUUCGGACCCGUGGAUCAUGAGGAACUGCACUGUGAAAUGAAACGCAAACUCCAGGAGAUCUCCGAGCGUGACCAGAGCCGGUGGAAUUUUAACUUUGAGACCAAUUCUCCAUUGCCUGGGGACUACGAAUGGGAGGAGACGUCCGAGGACAGUUUACCGUGCUUUUACAAGAAUAAAGUGCAAAACAAGAGAGCGUGCGCCGCUGUUUCCGCGAACGCAACAGGAGAUGCGUCCGACACGGGUGACUGUGGAUUUCAUGUAUUAUCCAGGAGUCCAGUUCAAGAAUCCGCGGAAGUCCCGGGUAAAUCCAGCGAGAUAAAUCAGGAAAACCUCUCCGGUGCCAUCAACUCGAAACCUGCUCGCUCUUUAGUCGUAAGAAAUCGACGAAAGAGGACUUUAUUCCCAGAGCCCACUAGAAACAGCACUCCACAAAUCACAGAUUUCUUCCCGAAAAGAAAACGGAUCCUUGAAUCCAAGUUGGACGAACGUACCUCCCUUCAAGCCGGCACAUCCUCCAGCCUUGAAGUGACGCCGCGUAAAACAAUACGAUAAUGAUGUUUGCACUCCAGAAAAAAAUGCAGCAGUCCACCUGUGUUUAUCUGCAGAGCGGAUGAAAGAAACAAGGGGACGAGACCUUUCUGAACUCAGAUAUACAUGUAGCAAUAAUGGCUCCGCCAACAAAGACUUUGUUCCAGUGUUACAUUGUCUAAACGGUGCAAUUUUAUACUUUUUUGUUUUGUUUAAAUUGUGUAGAGGGCUAGGCCACACAGCUCUAAAUAGUUUAGAAAAAAGUUCAAUUUGCUUUUUUUUAAAUAUACUAACUUAUUUUAUUUAUGUUUCAAGAUAGUUUGUUUCUCUUUAUUAUUUACAGCUAUUGUUAUUGUUUUUAUUAUUUCCGACCAUAUUUUAUGUUGUAUUUUAUUUAAGGUUGUUUGCAAUUCAUUGUGUAAAGAAAUUUUUGAGCCUUGUGUUUAAACUAUGUUCUGU